AUGCAGUCGCUCCCUGAGACCCGCGCCCAGACGUACGAGGAGCUGUACGGGCCGCCCGAGAACUUCCUGGAGAUUGAGGUCCGCAACCCGCAAACGCACGGCGUGGGCCGCGGCAUGUAUACGACGUACGAGAUCAACAUGAAGACGAACAUACCGGCAUUCAAGCUCAAGCACUCGACGGUGCGGCGCCGCUACUCGGACUUCGAGGCCUUCCGCGACAUCCUGGAGCGCGAGUCGGCGCGCGUCACCAUCCCCCCGCUGCCGGGCAAGGUCUUUACCAACCGCUUCUCCGACGACGUCAUCGAGCAUCGCCGCGAGGGCCUGCAGCGCUUCUUGCAGAUAGUUGUUGGCCACCCGUUGCUGCAGACGGGCUCGAAGGUCUUGGCUGCUUUUGUGCAGGACCCCAACUGGGACCGCAACCAAUGGUAA
Molecule: messenger RNA, 429 nt
Organism: Aplosporella prunicola CBS 121167
Lineage: Eukaryota; Fungi; Ascomycota; Dothideomycetes; Botryosphaeriales; Aplosporellaceae
Exons: 3
Coding region: 1-429 (142 amino acids)
Biological process (GO): late endosome to Golgi transport; endocytic recycling
Cellular component (GO): retromer complex; early endosome membrane
Molecular function (GO): phosphatidylinositol-3-phosphate binding
Source: RefSeq, a predicted model, not a curated record